This is a messenger RNA of Parnassius mnemosyne (clouded apollo), 2649 nucleotides long. The record is from the annotation of a GenBank genome assembly. NCBI's taxonomy places the organism in Eukaryota, Metazoa, Arthropoda, Insecta, Lepidoptera, Papilionidae.
AUGUGUGGAGCUCUACGUCCGGUGAAGUCCUGUGAAUCUUUGGCCUCUGAUACCGACACACUGGCUCCCUUAGCAGAGAAAGCCAGCGCGCCUCUAAAGCACCACACCAGGUCGUCGUCGUGCGACUCGUACUUCGAGCCGUGGCAGGCCGAGCUGGCGCACAUGCGGCUGCGGCUGUCCCCGCAGGAGCGCGACCGCCACAUGUUCAGCGAGGAGGACGCACAGUCGGGCCCGUGCAGCGCCAGCGCCAGCCCGCGCCGCCUGCGCGUCGACGUGCACGCGCCCGCCGACCUGGCGGACAGGCGGCGUGCAGCCAUGGAGGAGCAAGUGGCGCAGAUGGGGUACAUCGACGGCGAGUCGCCGCGCGCCAAGCCCGCGCCCGAGAAGCGCCACGGCGCGCCGCCGCCGCCCGACCCCGACCCCGCCAAGAGAUUGUGCAAGGACCGGGAUAGUCCGCAGUCGUCUCUCUCAGACUUCCACAACUCUCCUGGGAACGUGAAACUUAGAGAACGCAACUCACCGCGGAAAGUUAAAAACGCUUCGCGCUACAGCGGCCUCCAUCACCCGGUCGUUUCCGACCCGGAUAAAAACACCCGGCUGACGUGGCACGGUAAAGAUGGUCACUCCACCUUGAUUAAAAUAGACUGGCCCAUCGAGAAUUCGUCAGUCAGUAACUUGACAACUAGCACCAUAAAUUCUAGUCCACUCACUCCCGUCACGCCUGUAUACGACCCACUCGAAAGUGACUCUGAAGUCAGCGAGAACAAACACACGAUCAAAAUAAAAACCACCGGUUGCGAUAACUGCGACGAAGAGAAAUGUCUGAAGUGCGAACUGAAAGCGACAGACUAUGAAAACAUGAAAGUGAGCCACGAUUUCUCAGAAAGCAACUUGCACGAUAGCUUAGAAGCUAGUCCUGCACACUCGAUUGACAUCAGCUAUCAGAAUCUUAACAGGUUGUCAGCCGUUUCGACGUCUUCCAACUCCGAUCAGAAUUCGGAGAAAAAGAAAGAAAAUGAAUUGAUUAAAGUGAUGACGUCAUCUCACGAAAGUUCAUCAAGUUACUCCAAUGUGAGUUUAACGAAACAAGGGGACGAACUCUAUGAAUUUUUCAAUUUCACAAGGCCUAACUAUAUAAAUCUGCAGUCUUCGAGCACGUCCAAAAGUUCCCCCGGAUCGCCAUUAAGAAGUCCGUUAAAAUCCACUAUAAGCAUCACAUUUCGUUCACCUACUAAAUCAAAAACUUUAGACUACGAACCUAUAGACAAUAUUGAUACACCUACAAAUGAAAGGGAUUCGGUUUAUGAGGAUAUUGAUUUGGAAAAGAACUUGUCUAUAGUAGAAGAGGCGUCAGUACCUGAAACGGAUGCCAGUUUGCCCACGCAACAAGCUUGUCAGCCUAAAGACUUCAGUGAAGACUUAAUAAUACUCGAAACCCCCACUGAAACAACUGAAGUCGAUGAUAAUGUGGAUGUCUACAGUCAAGUUAAGUUCUUUAAGAAGAGCAUAGAAGAAGUCAAUGCUAUGAUACUAGAGUCACCUGAAAAAGAAAGACAUUAUGAAAACGUAUCAUUCAAGGAUACGAAUGAUAAGGAAUAUGAAAACAUUAACGUUGAUACUCUCAAAAUCUGUGAUAAAGUAGAUAUAAGUGAUGUAGAUGCAGAUAAAAAUGAUCAAGGAGAGGAAUCUGAAACAGUUGAACGCGAUAAUGGUAACGUAAUAAAUCCCGAAAUUGUGUCAAAGAAUCCCAAUGUCAGAGAACUGGCCAUACGCUUCGAAAGUCCUACCGAGCAGAAAGGUCCUUUCACGUUUGAGAAAUUUAAAACUGAAAAUAAAUAUCCAACAUUAGAAAGAAAAGAAGGAGACAAAAAAAUUGAAUCCAGAAAAAAGGACGUCACUGUAAAAUUACCUCCACCAGUAUCCCCACAAACGUACAAACUUUCGAAAAAUUCAGCGCGAUCGUUAGACGAAAAUGCGUUCAUUAAGGAAUUUGGUAACGAAACUAAUGAUAGGCGUAAAAGUUUAGAAGUUAAAGAUGCAAAUAAGCAGACAAAAAACCUCCCUGAUCUGAAUCUUAACACGGAAGAACAAGACACAAAGGUCGAUAGUAUAACACCAACGACAGAAAACAAAAUAUCACUGGUGCAAAGGUUCGAAAUCAAGAAACCAGAUUUGAAAAAUCUUAUAGGUAUAGAGACCGAGAAAAAAUUAAGUCGCGAAAGGAUAGAGAAAUAUAAAGAGGAACGCAGAAACUUUUUGCGUGAAAAGUACAGUUCUCAGUCCUUCAGAAGUAGCCCGGAGCAGUUGACACGGAUAAAAAUUAAGAAAGAUUCAGAAGAUAGAACGGAAAUUUGCGACAGACUGCAAGAAGAUUUACCGAAAUUCGAGCGCCGAAACACAGUGGACUUGGGCCAAAGGAUGAGAUUUUCGCUAGCGAGAAGCGCCAACAACUUGGAUACAAUUCCGUCACCUACUAGUCCCGUUCAAGACCUGGAUUGUUCCUCAAAUGUAGAAUUUAUCAGAAGAAGCGAAGACAGUAAAAGGGACAGCAUACGUCGAGAUGAAAGGAAGGAAAAAGUUUCACCUUCGUACAACAUACGCGACAUGGCCGCCAUGUUCGAGCAGAAGUCACAGAACAGCAACGGUUGA